CUGCCCCCGGCCCCGCCUCUGCGGAGCUGCCGGGACGCUCGGGGCGGGAGUAGGCCGUUUCCGGGAGGCGGAGCUCAGACCCCAUUUCCUUUCUUCUCCGCCGGCUGGCGCUGGGGUGGUGGCGGGACCUACUUGCUCGGAGCCUCCCCGGCCAGGCCCAGCGCUGCGCCCCAGCUGCAGCAUGGGCCGCGCCCGGCACGUGGGCUGGGUGGCGGCGGGCCUGGUCCUCGGGGCCGGCGCCUGCUACUGCGUUUACAAGCUGACGCGGGGCCAGCGGCAAGGCGGCCGCGGACUUCGGCUGCGCCCCUCGCGCUCCGCAGAAGAUUUAACCGAUGGUUCAUACGAUGACAUCCUAAAUGUUGACCAACUUCAGAAACUCCUCUACCUGCUUGAGUCCACUGAUGAUCCUAUAAUUAUUGAAAGAGCGUUGGUCACUCUGGGUAACAAUGCAGCCUUUUCAGCUAACCAAGUCAUUAUUCGUGAACUGGGUGGUAUUCCAAUCAUUGGAAGCAAAAUCAACAAUUCCAACUACAGUAUUAAAGAGAAAGCUUUAAAUGCACUGAAUAACCUGAGUGUGAAUGUUGAAAAUCAAGUGAAGAUAAAGGUAUACAUCAAUCAAGUCUGUAAGGAUGUCCUCUCUGGUCCCCUGGACUCUGCUGUACAGCUGGCUGGACUGAGACUGUUAACAAACAUGACAGUUACAAAUGACCACCAGCACAUGCUUAACAGUUACAUUACAGACCUGUUCCAUGUGUUGCUCACGGGAAAUGGAAGUACCAAGGUUCAAGUUUUGAAGCUGCUUGUGAAUUUAUCUGAAAACCCAGCCAUGGCAGAAGGACUACUUGGUGCCCAGGUGGAUUCAUCAUUUCUUUCCCUUUAUGACAGCCACGUGGCAAAGGAGAUCCUUCUUCGGGUUCUUACACUAUUUCAGAAUAUAAAUAACUGCUUCAAAAAAGAAGGCUCUUUAGCUAUUCAGCCUACCUUCCCUAAAGGUUCACUGUUUUUCCUGUUAUACGGAGAAGAAUGUGCCCAGAAAAUGAGAGCUUUAGUUGAUCACCAUGAUGCAGACGUGAAAGAAAAGGUAACAGUAUUACCAAAAUUCUAAUUGGUCUUAUUUUUCAUCUUCCUUACCAAGGGAGCUGAAAUUCUUUCAGCUGCUUAACUCAAACAGUAGUUUCAUCAUUAACACAGCUAUAACUUGCCAUGGUCUUCUGGUCUAUUUUGAACCAUUUUAUUGAUACCAAAUGCACAGAAGAGCUUGUUCUGAAAGGUCUUUGUAUUUUGCCAUUUGCGGAGUUUACUUCAAUUAUGUCCUCUACGUGACAGUCUUGUUUUUCACGUGUAAGCUAACCUUCUGCCCUUGGAAGUAAGGUGCAGUUACUCGUCUGAGACCGCUUUAGCGUGUGAUUCAUUAGUUGGUUCAGGGCCGUUGCAGGUAUGACCUCGUGCCGGUGGCAGAGUGCCUGAGUCUUUGAGGGCCCCUGCCAGCCCAGCCAUACCUUAUGCUUCCCAAGUCUGUUCCCUUCGUUAGAGCCUCGUCUGAGUCGAUGAAAACUUUCCUCAGGCUUACCACUCCUUCUCAGUACGCCAGCCUGUGAAGAUGCUGUGUACCAUCAAACGUCCAUCCACAGGCAACGGGUUAAGUCAGUUACCUAAUCUUAAAAGAAUUAAGCAGGUCUGAAUGUGCUCAUGUGGAAAGGCAUCCAUGAAAAAAACCCUGUGUUUUUUAAAUGAAAACUGUGCUUCCAUCCAGAGAGACUAUUUUCUAGAAUGAUACCCAGACGGGACUGAGGAAAGGUCUUUUCUAUGUUUACUCUUCUACUACCAUCUGAAUUUUACUAUGAGCAUAAGUUUUAUAAUUUUUUAAUAAAAAGGAAAAAAGUUUAUA
Hyaena hyaena (striped hyena) is the source of this 1888-nucleotide messenger RNA. It is a transcript of the gene ARMC10, whose product is annotated as armadillo repeat containing 10. The coding region runs from base 182 to 1105 and encodes 307 amino acids. Gene Ontology annotation, biological process: negative regulation of intrinsic apoptotic signaling pathway by p53 class mediator. Lineage: Eukaryota; Metazoa; Chordata; Mammalia; Carnivora; Hyaenidae. The record is from RefSeq and is a predicted model, not a curated record. Gene Ontology annotation, cellular component: mitochondrion. The transcript is spliced from 6 exons.